AUGAUGAAUUUUAUGGAAAUUAUAUCCCUGGAUCCUGGAGCAAAGAAGAUUCCGGCCCUUACAUUAGGUUUGAUUGUAUUCACUUUGUUUUUGUAUCUUUUACAGGUUUAUGGAGUUUCCUUUGACAAUUUGAUUUUAUAUCCUAAUGCACCAUUGGAGUUUAAUCUUAAUAGUAUUUCCUUAUAUCCUUUGAUUCAUGUUAACUUUAUUCAUUGGUUCCUUAACAUUUGUUCGAUUGCUACUCCCUUGGCUAGAUUUGAACAAACACAUGGCACCAUAUACACAGGGAUUACCCUUAAUUUGUUGGCAGUAAUUGCGGCUAUUCAAUAUUGUAUAGUGGGAAUGUUUGUAUAUCCCAAUGUUGGAGUUGUUGGUUUGUCUGGGAUUGCAUUCCUGUUGUUUAGUUUCUUAGCAUAUAAAGAACAUCAACAUCAGCCAGUUAUAAAAUGUUUCCAUAUUGGUGCUUUUGAGGUCAAGAUUUAUGCAAUUAUCGUCCCAUUCAUUGUAGCAGUGUUGUUCAUCUUUUUAAUGCCUGGUAGUUCGUUUUUUGGACAUUUGGCUGGAAUAUCUACGGGAUAUUUGUUGGCAUUGGGGUACUUGAAAGUGUUGUAUCCUCCUUCAAAAGUAUUAUUGUUUAUAGAAGACAAGUUAUCCUCAGGAAUAGACUUACUUGAACCAUUGGUUGAUUAUUAUAAGGAAAAUGAUUCAGUUCAUGUUCGAAGCGCUCAAUAUUCUCUGUUGUUUAUGAAUGAUAUAGAGCUGAGUGCAAUGAAUUCCAACCCAAGUGUGGUACCACCCGCGUAUCUUAGUGAGACAAGAGUAUUGGGAACAUCAGAGAAUGCUUAG
This is a messenger RNA of Hemisphaericaspora subhashii, 846 nucleotides long. RefSeq names its product putative rhomboid protease. Gene Ontology annotation, cellular component: membrane. The record is from RefSeq and is a predicted model, not a curated record. Bases 1 to 846 code for a protein of 281 amino acids. NCBI's taxonomy places the organism in Eukaryota, Fungi, Ascomycota, Pichiomycetes, Serinales, Debaryomycetaceae. The transcript has a single exon. Gene Ontology annotation, molecular function: serine-type endopeptidase activity.